AUGGACAUUUGCAAGGCUACUAUUGCAUACUCAUGGCAGUGUAGCCUGAGUAGACUGGUCUGUGGUUUAAACAAAGCCCGCUCCGAAGAUGCACGCAAGAAGAUCGAGAGGCGGCUGGUAGCGGCAUGGGUUACCACCAUUCACCUAUCGUCGGGGAACAAGUAUGACACGAAUGAGCUUCACCUUACCCUUUCCACUGGAAGAGGGGAAGGUAGAGUUAGCGUGGAGAUCGACGAGAACCUAACGAUUGAUACACUCGAAGAAGGCAUUGGCAUGGGCCAGAUGGUACCAGCUGGUUCAGACUCUACAGAGUCGGCAACAACACCAUCGUCGUCGUCGUCAUCCGUGAUGUUUUCGUGGCCCAACUCAUCUUCGACAUCGAGCCUCCCUGAGGAUGGCAUCGGCCGCAUGAAGACAUUUUCGACUGUUCUCUCUAUUACGCUUUCAACUGCUGCGGUAGAUUGCGAGGCAAGGGUGUUAUCAGGCGAAACGCGGCUGGGGUUGAAGGUUAACUGGGAAGAUGGAAAGGACGAGGCUGGUAUCGAAUGUUCUCUGUCGGGACUGGCCGGCCCGGAUGCCCGCAGGCUCCUCCAUCGACUUCGCUUGGCGGUGGAGGAGAUCAGUACUGCCAAUCCCCAGUGCCGUGUGGUGGAUCUACAUCUCUUCACGACCCUCGACUGGGAGCAAAUAGAGCUUUGGAAUGGUCCUGGGGUCCCCGCGACCCAUGGAAAUCUGGAUGCUUUACUACAUGAUGUUGCUCGCUCGAAAGGUGAGUGCGUGGCGAUCGACGCCUGGGAUGGCAGCCUCACUUACGCCGAGCUGGAUCGUUAUGCUACCGAGAGUAGCAUCAAGCUCAUCUCUCUCGGAAUUGGAAGGGGUGAUCUGGUGCCGCUUUGCUGCGAGAAGACAGUUUGGUUCCCCGUGGCUGCCCUGGCGGUGCUCAAGACUGGGGCCGCGUAUGUCCCUCUUGACCCAUCGACAUCGGAUGCGCAUCUGUUGGAGGGGGUGAGACGCGUCCAUUCGCAUCUCGUUGUCGGAUCGGCUGCACUCCGGGAGCGGCUGCAGAGAUUAGGGUUAAAUGUCAUGUGUGUGAGCCAAUCGACCAGAUUCGAAAACGAGGAAAGCUGGCCACAGUGGAAUGCAAUACAGGCCGAACGAAGUGACUCGGAUCCAAUGGUGGUGAUGUUUACAUCAGGGAGCACAGGAAGGCCUAAAGGGGUCGUACUCCAGCACGAAGCGAUUGUGACUAGCGCUAUAGAGCACGGGAAACGGUUACAUUUUGGCAUGUCCACUCGCGCUCUACAGUUUGCUGCUCACACUUUCGAUGUGAGCGUGUUGGAGAUUUUCACCACACUGCUGUUUGGCGGCUGCGUCUGCAUCCCUUCAGAUGACGACCGGGUGAACAGGCUUGCCGCUUAUAUCGACAAGAUGCGCAUCAACCUAAGCUUUCUCACGCCCACGGUUGCAUCCUUGCUCAAUCCCGACGAGGUGCCGUCGCUGACGACGCUUAUAAUUGGAGGCGAGACCGUCACCCACUCCAAUCUGAAGAGUUGGGGCCACCGCAACUUGCAUCUGGUCUACGGACCGAGUGAAUGCACGGUCUUGUGCCAAAUCCACCCCUUCGCGACGGCAGAGUCUAACCCCGCGAGUCUUGGCCGGCCAUGCGGUGGUCGCACAUACAUCGUCGACCCGCAUGAUCAUACCAAGCUCUUACCCAUCGGCGCCGUGGGCGAGCUCAUGGUGGAGGGGCCAAUCGUUGGCCAGGGAUACCUCAACGACCAGGAACGGACGGCGAUGAGUUUCAAACCCGCUCCAUCGUGGAAAACAGAAGGAAGGUCGGUGGACUCUACGCUGACCGGCACUGUCUACCUGAGUGGAGAUCUGGUACGGUAUGCCAGCGAUGGUAGUGUACUAUUUGUGGCCCGCAAGGACACCCAGGUUAAAGUACAUGGUCAGCGAUUAGAAGUUGAGGAGGUGGAGGGCCAUCUUCUGGACCAUCCGCUUGUCACUGCCUGCGUAGCGCUCUAUCCUUCCCGUGGCGUCUUUGCGAGGCGGCUCGUCCUCGUAUACUGCUCCAUAAGCGGGAAUCGAGUCCUGCACAAUGGUGCCGGUCAAAAGGGUGCAAUCGCUAUCGAUGAAGAGCCGCUUUGUGAUGGCUCAACGCUGCAACAGUUUCUCCUAGAGCGCAUGCCACAGCGACUAAUCCCAUCGAUCUGGGUUCCACUACAUCGGGUCCCGCUGACCGCGUCCGGCAAAAUUGACCGCAAAAGCGUGCAGCUUUGGGCUGAAGCCUUGGAAAGAGCACCUGUCUCCCUCGUGAGUGCCGGUGCGUCCAGGAUGCCAGGCGACAGCCCCUGGUCUCCGGUCGAGGCUACCUUCCGUUCCUACUGGAGCCAGGUUCUGGUGAUCCCCUCGGAAGCUAUAAGCCUGGGCAGUUCCUUUUUGCGACUAGGUGGGGACUCGAUUGCUGCGAUGCAGCUGGUGAGUUUGGCACGGCAGAAUGGUAUUGCCGUCACCGUGAAACAGAUACUUGAAGCGAAGACCCUGCAAGACCUAGCGCGGAUUGCUAUGCAGCAACGGGCCUCCCCGAUCAGCCAGGGGCCACGGAAUGAGUUGCUUGACGUUCCUCUCCCACUGUCCCCGAUGCAGGAACUUCACUUUAGGCUGCGGCCGGACGGCGGACACCAUCACAAUAUGGGCUUUCUGCUUAGGUGCAGCAAACCACUGGAUGCGACGACCUUGAGGAGAUCGGUGGACGAGCUCGUUCAGCGCCACUCCAUGCUGCGGGCUCGCUUCGUUCAGCUAGGAUCACAGUGGUUCCAGAAGAUUGUGGCCGAUGUGCAAGCUUCCUGGCGCUAUACGUUGCAUGAAGUGGAUUCUCUUGACAAUAUCUCAGCAGUUGUCGAGUCAACCAGUCAGCCAUUUGACAUCGCCAAUGGCCCGUUGCUCGCUGUGGAGCUUGUUUCGAGCCAAACUUCUCGAACCCAGAUGCUCUACAUCCACGCACAUCACCUGAUCGGGGACCUGGUCUCCUGGCGCAUUCUGAUCCAGGAAUUGAACUCACUGCUGGACGGCGAGAUCCUCCCUAUGCAUCUGUCCACCUCCUUUCAGGAGUGGACGCUGGCGCAGCUCAAGCAAUUGGUCACGCUGCAGGCCGAGGAUGAGGUGUAUACGGGGCCGUGCAUUCCGUUCUUCGAUGGAUACCAGUACUGGGGAGUCCACGGAGAACAUAACCAGUAUGGGGACGUGGUCCAACUGGCAUGGGAAGUGGAUGAAGAUAUCACGAGUCAGCUGAUGGGUCCCGUCAACGAUGCCCUGGGGACGGAGCCAAUCGACCUCCUUCUGGGCUGCUUCGCUCAUGCCUUCCUGAAGGUUCUGGGGGAUCGAGAUAGCUUGACCAUUUUUAAUGAAGGUCAUGGGCGUGAGACCUGGGAGGGUUGCCAGCUAGAUAUCACACAGACAGUGGGGUGGUUCACUACCAUGUAUCCUUUCCACUUUGAUAGACCCAACGGGAUUGUCGGGCAGAUUAAUCAGGCCAGAUACAUUCGAACGACAAGCCCCCUCAACGGCCGACCAUACUUCGCUGCAACCCAUACGAAGACGGCGCCUAUCCGACCUCCUUUCAAAGACCACUGGCAACCGGAAGUGGUCUUCAACUUCCACGGUCGAUACCGUGAACUGGAGCGUGAAGACAGACACCUGCAGGCUACAGCCUGGGGGAAGUAUGAUGCCACAUUCGACGGCCCUACUCUACCACGAUACGGACUACUUGAGAUCGAGACUGCCGUUGACCGGGGAUGUCUCCGGGCGUUUGUGCGCUAUAACCGGCAUAUGCAGGAGGCAAAAGCUCGCGUCGAGAUGGUCUCAGACCUCUGGAGAGACACACUACAGCAUCUCAGGAGGCACUUGGAGGGGACGACACUGCGCCUGACACGGGCCGACUUCCCACAUCUGUCCUUGGAUGAGGCCUCCUUCACUGCCUUGCUCGACGCUCUUAAGGGUUUCAACGUAGCCCUGAGUCGAAAUGGUGAUAUCCAGGCAUUAUACCGCUGCACUCCCGUGCAGGAAGGAAUGCUUGUGGCUCAGCAACGGGAUCCCAACCUUUACCGCGUAUCGGUGCUCUGGGAGUUCUCGCGCGCCGGGAAAGGGGUUGAGCCGCAGCUGUUGAUCGAUGCCUGGAAGCACGUUGUUUCACGGCACGAUAUCCUUCGUGCACUGGCUUGCCAAUGCUUAACUGAGAAUCCGUUUCUUGUACACGUUGUUCUCAAAUCCACUGAGCCAGUCGUCGAGGUUAUCGAAGGAGCACCAGGGGUACCGCUGAUGGAAGAUCCGUUCCUGCCACACCGGCCGCGGCAUAAAAUCACAAUCUUCUCCGAAGCCACAGUAACACAUGUGCGGCUGGAGGUAUGUCACAGCCUCAUUGAUGGCACCUCUCUCGGAGUAAUCGCUGCCGAGAUGAGCAGUUAUCUUGGUAGAGUCCUGAGGGUCGAUGUCCCAGCCAACCCAGAAACCCCCGUUGCUCCCCAAUUUGCGGAUUACGCGACCACACAAUCUUCACUAUCGAUCCCCGAUGUGACCGUCGCCUACUGGAAGGAUAUCUUACAGGAAAUGGAGCCCACGAUCCUGCCCGGUUCGAAAGAAGCACCAUCGGAGAGCACACAGCCACUAUCGACCGUCCUCGGGCCGUGGCCCAAAAAGACCUUAGACUUUGUCGCCGCUGAACUAGGGAUUACGUCGCCAACGCUCUUUCACCUCGUAUGGGGGAUUGUCCUGUUUUGGUACACGGGUAACGAGCACCCGUGCUUCGGAUGGGUACUCUCGGAUCGGGCUCGCCUAGUGGACGGGGUGGCACAAGCGCUCGUGGGGCCGGCUAUCUACACGACAGUGGACACUUUGCACGUUCGAAGUGACAUGACCGUUGUAGAGGCUGCGCAGAUGUGCCAGGAAGCGCAUUUGGCGGCACUCCCACACGUAGGGGCACCUCUACGGGCCAUCCAGCGCUGGGCUGGCGUCCAAGACGCAACCCUGUUCAACACAAUACUCACCGUAGAGCAGCAUCGGGAAGCAGCGCCUGGGGAUAUUACGAUACGUCGAGUCAGACUUGACGAGCUGACCGAGUAUGAUGUUGUCAUUCAAGUCGAUGUCUUUUCCUCGUAUGCUCGAGUGUCCAUGACAUCCCGCCAAGGGUUUCUCUCUCCUGAGGAUCAUGCCCGGCUGGGUGACGCCUUUGAGACGGUCCUCAACAGUUUAUUGGGCGAUGCACGACAACAGAUUGGAGAUAUCUCUCGUUGCAGGGCGGAAGACAUCCAGCAGAUCCGAAAAUGGAACAAGCACUGUCCAGAGCAGGUCGCCCAUUCCGUUCAGGAUCUCAUCAGCCACGCAGCCAUGCAAUCACCGGACGCUACCAGUGUCGAUGCCUGGGAUGGCCAACUGACAUAUCAGCAACUCGAGGACCUCUCGGACCGGAUGGCGCAUCAUCUAGCCGCAGCUGGAGUCGGGCAGGAAGAUCUGGUGGCCAUCUGCGUCGACAAGUCCCGGUGGGCCGUGGUGGCCCUGCUGGCCAUUCUUAAGGCGGGAGCUGGCUACUGUCCACUUGAUCCCAACUAUCCGAGUGCUCGCAUCCAGGAAAUCGUGGAUACCUGCGGCCCCAAAGCAAUUCUGACUGCGGCAUCGACAGCAUCCCUGAUCCCGAUGCGAAGCCUCAGAAUCGAGGAUCUCCUGGGGAGCCCAUGCGAGAUUUCCCUGCCCACUGUGUCACCAUCAAACGUGUUCUGUGUCAUUUAUACCUCUGGGUCGACCGGAAAGCCAAAAGGAGUGGUCUUGGAACACGGUAACAUCACGACCGCCGCGCGGGAGCAUGGGCGCAUCAUUGGCUUCGGCCCUCAAACGCGCUCCUUCCAGUUCUCCACUUACACCUUCGAUGUCAGUAUUAUGGAGAUAUUCACGACUCUCAUCUUCGGCGGCACCGUAUGCAUUCCGUCCGAGACAGACCGCAUCAGCAACCUGGGAGCGGCGAUGAGCGGACUUCAUGUGAACUGGUCAUUCUUAACUCCAACGGUGGCUUCGUUGGUGGAACCCGACGAAAUUCCGACACUCUCAAGUCUCGUCUUGGGCGGGGAGCCCGUUCCGCGUCAGUUGGUUGAGAUGUGGUCGGGCCGCGUGGACCUACAUAUGGUGUACGGGCCCUCGGAAUGUACCACGCUGGCGCAAAUGCACGCCCACGUUCGUCCUGAUACACCGCCCACUAGCCUAGGGCGCCCAGUGGGAGGGUCAACCUGGAUUGUCGAAGCUGGCAGCCCGGAUAAACUUGCGCCUGUCGGGGAGACCGGGGAGUUGCUCAUCUGCGGCCACAUCGUCGGGCGAGGGUAUCUGAACGACCCCCAGCGUACGGCGGAUGCCUUUCUCCGCAAACCUUUGUGGCUUCAACACUUUCCUGAACAUCAACACCUUCAGCGAUUUUACCGGACAGGGGACCUGGUCCGGUAUGAUGAAGCGGGCAAUGUGCACUACGUGGCUCGGCGGGACACCCAAGUGAAGCUCCGUGGUCAACGGAUCGAGUUGCGAGACGUUGAAUAUCACCUCGCUCAGGCGGGCUUAGGGCCUCAUCUGGCAGUGGAGAUCGUCCACAUCGGGAAAGCUCGGCGAGCGACCCUCGCAGCAUUUGUUGAAGUGGGAUGUGAUGCCAACAUCAUGGAGGACGAGGAUAACUCGAUCCUGGUGCCAGAUGACGGUCAGCGCGCUGAAUUUGCUCGAGCAAAAGCUCAACUGGCACGUGACCUGCCCUCGUACAUGGUGCCAACCCUAAUUGUGCCUAUACGACGUCUUCCCCAAACCCUUUCAGGAAAGACAGACCGCAAGCAUUUACGCCUUCUAGCGAGUCGUCUGCAGCCCCAGCAGCUGGCAGGGCUGCGGGAAGCCAACGUUACAAUAAAGAUGACAAAAGAAGAAGUGAUUCUCCAGGACUGCUUUGCCAGUGUGUUGGAUUUGAGUCCGACAAUCAUAGGUCCUGAUUGUCAUUUCUUCGAGAGCGGUGGAGAUUCCUUUUCGGCAAUCAAACUCGUAGGACUCGCUGCAAAGAAGGGACUGCGAAUAAGCGCGCAGGAAAUUUUUACGCGUCCAAUUCUCUCUAGCAUGGCGGUGCGAGCGAGACCCAUAGGUGCCGAGAAAGGCAGAGACCUGGGGCCCUUCCACUUUGUGCCCACAGAGAGUAGGGGAGAGUGGCUCAGUAAAGCAGCGGAACAGUGUGGAGAAGCAACCACGGCGGUUGAAGAUAUCCUCCCUUGUACUCCAUUUCAGGAGGCUCUGGUAUCGCUGACCUUCCAGGAGUCCGACGCGUAUUUUGCCAAAUACCGGGUAGCGAUACAUGGCAACCUGGACAGAAAACGAUGGCAAAUGUGCUGGCAUACAGUCUAUCAACGCCACGCCGUGCUUCGCUGCCGCUUUGUCUCCAUUUUCGGGAGGAUCUAUCAAGCCGUGAUACGGGAUUGGUCUCCUGCCUGGAACGCUCCGCCCAAGGGGGAAAACGGUCAGAUGCUAGGGUGGGAAUCCUCUGCUUUACAUUUCGAUGAUGAAUCCACGUUCAUCUGGUCCAUCCACCAUGCCCUCAUCGAUGGUUGGUCUCUAGAACUAGUCCUCUCGGAAGUGAUUCAGCUCUACGAGAACUCGAACCCCCCGCCUACACCCCCAUCAGCUGCGUUCCAAGACUUUAUCCGCUAUCUUGAUACUAGUUUUGAUGUGUCCGCUGCUGAGUCUUUCUGGAGAGAAUCCUUAAGUCAGCAGACGAUGUCGUCGUUCCCAUUGCAUCAAGGGUCACGCUCAUCGACUGAUGGGAGAUCUAUGUAUCAGACGGAAACUUGCAAGCUCUCGGUGAAACCUUCCGGCAUAAGCGCAGCCGCGACAAUUUUAGCAGCCCUGGGACUCACCAUGUCGUGCCACACGGGAAGCUCUAGCGUCUGUUUCGGAUAUGUUAUAUCAGGCCGCUUGCUUCCAAUUGCCGGCAUUGAUCAUAUGGUUGGACCCGUCUUGGCCACUAUACCCUUCCCUGUCUCCAUUGAUGGGCAGCAGACAGUCCACGCAUUUAUCCACACCCUUCAAUCCCGGGCUACAGAGGCAAUGAUUCACGCACAUAUAGGGCUUUCCGCCAUCCGGAAUCUGGGCGAGGCGCCGCGACAAGCCUGUGCCUUUCAGACGCUACUAGUCGUGCAGCCGAAUAAACAGGCUCCGCUUCGCUCUCCCAGCGACUCGCUGGUGCUUGAGGUACAGGGAGGAGAGAUGAUCCAGUCGUAUCCUCUGACCCUGCAGUUGUGGUUAGACGGGGACGAAACAGUUCUAGAAGCCAUCUUUGACAGCGCGAUAUUGGAGCGGAACUAUAUCCGAAGCCUCAUGGCGCACUUCAGAACUACACUACAGCGGUUGCAAGAGAUCAUGAUACACGGCAAUCCCCAGACAGUCGCUACAGUUUCGCCGUUUAGCGACCGCGAUAAAUUGACCAUCCGCACCUGGCAACAGAGAGCCCUGCGAAAGCCUGUUCCGACACUCACAGUCCCAAUGCGUCUAAGCCAGCUGGCUAGGGAAUCGCCAGAGACAGUUUGCGUGGACGCAUGGGAUGGGCAGUGGACACGCAGGCAAUUGGACAGCCUUUCCAACAUAUGGAGCCAAAGACUCCAAGCGGGCGGGGUGAACCCAGGUGACCUGGUAGCGCUGCUGUUCGCAAAGUCCAAAUGGGCCGUUGUUGCGAUGUUAGCCACCUGGAAGGCGGGCGCGGGAUACCUCAUUCUGGACGGGGAACAGCCUCCGGAGCGACCGAUGGAGGUACUUAGGACGUCCCAAUGCACAGCUAUUAUGUCGUCUGCGCCACUCGCCGAGACGGCACAGGCACUUGCUCGCCCGCUCCAGAUUCCCGUGGUGGUCAUGGGUAGCAGUAGCAUUGUCGCAACAACUGCGGGCUCAUCCCUCACCACCCCUGCAUCCAUGGGCUCAACGGCCUACACCAUAUUUACUAGUGGGUCGACAGGGAUCCCCAAGGGUGUCCUGGUGGACCAUAUGGCCCUAACCACCGUCGUUCAAGAGUGUGGAAUGGCAAUGGAGAUGAAUUCUCAUACUCGCACGUUGCAAUUUUCCUCGUAUCAAUGGGAUGCGCAUGCCAUGGAGCACUGGGCAACUCUUUGGUAUGGUGGCACACUUUGUGUGCCGUCCGAUACUCAGCGGACUAGCGCUCUCUCGGAUUUCAUCACUUCGUUUAAAGUGAACAUCACCAUUCUCACCCCGACAGUAUCGCGCCUGCUCGAACAGACGAGCAUACGAGCGCUACAUUGUCUCGUCUAUGCCGGAGAAGCCGUAUUGAAGGAAGACCUCGUGCGCUUGCGUACAAUCAACCCGGUGUUACGUGUGAUGAACGGUUACGGUCCGACAGAAGGCACCAUCUGCGCCUCCUUGAAUCCUGAUCUUACCCGGACAUCCAUCGCAAAUAUCGGCUGCCCCAUUGGUGGCCAGCAUUGGAUCCUUGACCCAGAGAACCCCCAUCAUCUGGCCCCUGUCGGCUGCGUUGGAGAACUGGCCUUGGGAGGUAGAAGCCUCGCGAGGGGUUAUCUUGAUGAAGAGAAGACGAGAGCUGCGUUUCCCGAGCAUUUGGAGUGGAUGAGGGCAUUUUCUGACUGUUUCGGUGCGAACACCUCUCGCCGGGUAUACUUAACAGGCGAUCUGGUUCGAUAUACGUCCAACGGUUCCUUGGAGUUUGUUGGUCGCAAAGACAACCAGAUGAAAGUGCACGGUGUUAGAGUGGAGCCGGGGGAGAUUGAGCAACAGAUUCUCCAGGCACUAGCGCGUGAGCACACUUCCCGGACUUCUGUUGCGGUUGACCUUGUUGACAUGGAAUCUGGUCCAUGUGUCGUGGCCUAUCUUGCCGGAUUGCACAUCCUGAAGCGAUGGCGACUACUGUGGCCGAGACUUCGUCAUCGAUUGGGCCAACAACUGCCUGGAUAUAUGAUUCCUCGAUACUUUAUCCCAUUGGCCCAGAUGCCGCGAGGACCAAACGGCAAAGCUGAUCGCUCGCAAUGCCGCCAGCUGCUUAGGCAGCUGAGUGCACAGGAUAUGUCACAGUACCAAGGGUAUGAGCAUGUACCAGUUGUUCGACCCCUGAAGACGGCGACCGAACUGGAACUGGCUGGUUUAUGGCGACAAGCGCUCUCCCUAGACGCCCAACGUUCCCUUUCCCCUGACGACAGUUUCAUCGCGCUGGGCGGAGACUCAUUAUCUGCCAUGAAACUCAGCCUCCUCGCACAUCAGAAAGCCAUCCCCCUCACAGUCCCAGGGAUCCUGAAGGCUCCGCGCCUCGCAGACAUGGCGCUCACCAUCUCAUCUAACUCGCUGCAAGCUAGCGAGAUGGACGAGCCUAAUGGCACGGAUUUGCUCUCUACUUUCCUUCUGGAUGGGAUCGCGCGAGAGUAUCAGCUGUCGUCCAGUAAUAUUGAGGACGUCUAUCCUUGUACAGCCUUGCAGGAGGCUUUUUACAGCUUCUCCACGCAUCGGGCUAAUCUCUAUAUCUCACGACAUAUUUUUUUGUUGCCACCGUCACUCGACCUGGACCGUUUCCAGCGUGCAUGGCAACGUUUGAGCGAUCUGAAUCCUAUCCUUCGCACCCGUAUCGUUCAUAUACCCGGGAAAGGGACAUACCAAGUGCUCCUGAGAAAGGAGCUCCACGAGUGGGAAGCAGUUGACGGCCUCAAUAACUACUUGUCAGCCGAGCCCGCCAGUGGUGCAAUGGGUGCCCCGCUGACGAAACAUGCGCUGGUUCGCGAAGAGGACGGCCGGUUACUUUUCGUUUGGACAGCACAUCACGCCGUCUACGAUGGAUGGUCCCUGCCACUCAUCUUUGAGCAAGUAGUGUUAUUGUAUCGCGAUCCUAAUGCUUCAAGUAACAGUGGCCCGAACUCGUUUAAGCAGUUCAUUUCACACACCGUACGACCUCCCACUGACCCCGCAUCGAUCGAGUUCUGGCGGUCACAACUGGAGGACGCUGAAUCCUGCGAUUUCCCAGUUCCGGUCAAACACAGUCACCAGACGUGCGGUACCGAGAAGCUCGGCCAUGUCGUACCUGUCGACCCCACGCGGGCCCGAGAGGCGGGUAUCACACCCGCCAACGUCAUUAAAGCUGCGUGGGCUUUCCUUGUGGGUUCGUAUUGCAACACUAGGGAUGUCUUGUUUAGUAUGACCCUGUCUGGCCGUGAUCAGAUCGCAGCUGCCUCAGCUUCCAUGCUUGGUCCGACCAUCUGCACAAUUCCUGUUCGACUGCGGAUUGAAGCGAAUUGGGAUCUUGGAUGCUUGCUGGAAACAGUGCAGCGCCAUUCACUCGACGUACUCCCAUUCCAGCACUUUGGCUUACAGAACAUUAAGCGAGCUGUUCCCAGGCUCUCUGAGGUAUUCCAGACACAAAAUGUGCUUGUCGUGCAGCCAGAGUCAUCACAGAAAGCCCCUUGGUACGCUCUCGAGGAGUUGGGGAUCCGUCAACAUAUGGAACCUUCCAUGGCGGAGGGAGUUCCUCUUACCAUGGAGUGUAUCUCCAUUGACCAGGAGAUUCAGCUGCUGGCCCAUUAUGAUCCAGAUCUGAUACACGUAACGCAAGCUCAGCGGCUUCUGCGCCAUUUCUCCAAUGUCCUCCAAACGUUCUUCAGAUCAGACCUCAGGAUGCCUCUCGCUGACAUAACACUGCUGGGGCAGGAAGAUAUUCAAACGCUACAAGAAUGGAAUGGAAAGGGCUCUGAACGGGUUGACCAGUGCUUGCAUCAUCUUUUUCGGCAACAAGCCCAGAUCCAGCCGGAUAGCCCAGCGAUUGAAGCCUGGGACGCUUCCCUCACUUAUCAGGAAUUGGAGGCGGCCAGCGAGCAUCUCGCUAUGGAAUUGAUUCAUCUUGGAGCUGGUCCUGAGGUGGCAAUUCCAGUCUGCUUCCAUAAAUCGUCUUCUGCUAUUGUAGCCAUGAUGGCAAUCCUCAUGGCCGGUAGCUGCUACGUCGCGCUGGAUCCAUCAAGUCCUCCCGUCCGACUUCAAAGCAUUGUUCAACAGCUUACCCCACCCGUUAUCCUGUGCGGUCCCUCUACAGAGGCUCUGGCAAGUAGCCUUGGAUAUGGCCACAUGGUCGUCGACCACGAUACCAUAAUGCUGUCUGCACCGGUUCCGCAUUCUCCUGAAUUGCCGCGAACACGUCCGGACAAUUUGGCUUAUAUCUUGUUCACUUCCGGAAGCACUGGAGAACCCAAGGGAGUCAUGAUGGAACACGCCUCUGUUGCGACCACAGCCUUGGAUGUAGGGCGUACGAUGUACAUGGAUCAUGAGUCGCGGGUGCUGCAGUUUGCCGCCUUCACGUACGAUGUCAGUAUACAGGAGAUCUGGUGCACCCUGGCUUUGGGCGGCUGUAUAUGUAUCCCAUCAGAGGCGGACAGACUCGGGGAUCUUGCUGCCACAAUACGCAGCCUGAAGGUGAACUGGGCCUUUUUCACCCCAUCUUUCAGCAUCCUUCUCAACCCCGAGGAGGUACCGGGCCUGCGAACAGUGGCCCUCGGGGGAGAACCAUUAACUGUCCGCAGUGUCACACAGUGGGCAGGUCGCCGAGUACUUAAUGGUUGGGGCCCCAGCGAAUGCUGUGCCCAUUCCGUUGUUAACGACGACGUAGCACGGUUUCAGCAUGAGCCGGGGAACAUAGGCCGUCCAAUUGGCGAGCGCGUUUGGAUUGCCCGGCCCGAUGAUCCGCAUUGCCUCGCCGCGAUAGGUUGUGUUGGCGAGCUUCUUGUUUCUGGUCCACAUCUAGCCCGAGGGUAUCUGGGCGACCAGGAGAAGACGCGAAGCAGCUUCAUCGAGCAUCCCACUUGGGCUAAGGACGGAGACGCGAUGGCCGAUACCACCUGGAUUCCCCGUCGCGUCUACCGCAGUGGGGAUCUAGGCCGAUACAACUCCGAUGGCACAAUCACCAUCAUUGGUCGUCGAGAUACUCAAGUCAAAGUGCGCGGACAGCGAGUCGAGCUUGGAGAAAUCGAAUACCAUCUCUCACUGGAUUCGUCCCUGUCGUUGUCGCUCUGCGUGUUCCCCAAACAAGGCCCGUUUCUGAAGCAAAUUGUAGCCCUGGUUCAGCCGCAAGGUCUACCCCAGAAUCUGGACAGUGAAUUGCAGCCCCUCCCGGAUGUCCUCAUGACAGAGCCGAUUCUGGAGCGGCUGGCCAGCAAAGUUCCGAGCCACAUGAUGCCUGCCGCCCUCAUCAUCAUGAAGGCCAUCCCCAUGCUGCGCUCGGGCAAGGUUGACCGGGUUCGCAUGCAAAACUGGGUCGAGAACCUCUCUGUUGAACAGGCAAGCGCUUGUCGAGUCGACGGCAGCAUGGGAUAUCAUGCCUCGCCGAUGCUGGAUGCGGAGGACACCCUGGCGCAAGAGGUCAACCGGCUAGUAGUUGAUUACCUUCCGGUCCAGGAUCGUGAUGUACUGAGAGGCAAGGACCUAGAUUUAGCGCGAGCUGGCAUCGACUCCAUUAGCGUUAUCGGGCUGGGGAGGUCAAUUCACCGUCGCUAUGGUGUUAAUAUUCCGAUUGCUGCAUUAUCCAGGGACGGGAUGACUGUGGGCCGUGUGGCGCGAUGGAUUGAACAAGCCCAGGUCGGGGAGGAAUUGGAUGCCCACAGCAUUGAUUUCGUCCAAGAAUGGGAUCUGCUCAGGUCCGAACUCGCAUCGCGUGUAGGGAUCCGCCGCCGUGAUGGAGCGAACACGCAAUCGGUACGCUCCGUCCUUGUCACAGGUGCCACAGGAUACUUAGGCAGUGAGAUUUUACAUCAACUGCUGAUGUCUCCUGAGCUCCAUGAAGUAAUCGCGUUGGUCCGGGCCCCCACAGUGGCGAGUGCUCGAGAGAGGGUAGAGAACAUAGCUCGAGCACUAGGAUGGUGGCAGGAGAGCUAUGCGGACAAACUGAUCGUCUGGCGCGGAGAUCUCGCCAGCUCCCGGCUCGGCUUGGAAGAGCAUCAGUGGGCACGGCUUACAGGAUAUGGGGGUUCUGUCGACGCCAUUAUCCACAAUGGGGCCCGGGUGCAUUGGAACGCCCCCUACCCCGUUCUUCGAGCGGCGAAUGUUCUGUCCACCCUGGACCUUCUGGCGGCGGCUGCUCACUCAGGUAGUCGUUUCUGCUACGUCUCUGGUGGCCUUCGCACGUUUGAGCCGCAAUCCGCUCUACCACACCGUCUCCUCAAGGCCUUACCGGCGACGAACGGAUACGCUCAGUCUAAGACGCUAUCAGAGCUAUUGGUCCGGGAUUACGCCAGUCGCAUGCACGGAUCCAACCACUAUAUGUCGAUCAUAACUCCCGGAUACAUCAUCGGCGACGCUGACGUGGGGGUUGCCAACCUGGACGACUUCCUGUGGCGCUACGUGUCGGCGUGCGUCCAGCUAGGCUUCUUCAACGGUAGCGAUCGCGCGAACUGGCUAUUUGUGGCUGGUCGGCAGGGCAUUGCACGCCAGAUCCUCGACGUGACCCUCCACGGGCCGCCCAGCGGCAAAUUUUUAACAGUGGAUGAUGGGAUCACUGUUGCCGAGUUCUGGUGUGUCAUCAUGGAAACGCUGCAACGUGAGCUGCAACCGCUUCCCCGUGACGAUUUCAUGUCAAUCCUCCGCGCAUCAGUCGAUCAGGGCGGCGAGAAGCAUCCCAUGUGGCCAGUUAUGCACUUUCUAGACGUGGCUGAUCAACAUCUCGGGUUGCCUCUCCCGGCAGACCAAGUGGAUCAUACAGUGAGCAGCACAUCGGUGCGGGAAUCCAUUGCUGGGACGCUUAGUUAUCUGGUGCGGACAGGAUUCAUCGCUGGGCCGUAUGGAUCAGAUUCUACACCUGCGCUGUUCAUGCGGGGAUCUCGUAGUCGGUAA
Molecule: messenger RNA, 14880 nt
Organism: Aspergillus terreus NIH2624
Lineage: Eukaryota; Fungi; Ascomycota; Eurotiomycetes; Eurotiales; Aspergillaceae
Exons: 2
Coding region: 1-14880 (4959 amino acids)
Biological process (GO): secondary metabolite biosynthetic process; amino acid activation for nonribosomal peptide biosynthetic process
Cellular component (GO): cytoplasm
Molecular function (GO): catalytic activity; phosphopantetheine binding
Source: RefSeq, a predicted model, not a curated record